AUGGCUAAAGAUAAUCUUGCAGACGCCAUUGUGCAACCUGUGGCAGACAAAAUAUCUGGCAUCACCAAUGAACCCAAGAAGGGAAUUACCUUAUUCUCCAAAGAGUACUAUGCUGCUUGCACACUUGGUGGUAUCAUCGCAUGCGGACCUACCCAUUCUGCUGUCACCCCGCUUGAUCUUGUGAAAUGUCGGCGUCAAGUGGAUUCGCUGCUUUACAAGUCGAAUAUCCAGGGAUGGAAGACCAUUAUGAAAACGAGCGGGGACUCAAUUUUCACAGGUGUGGGUGCCACAUUUAUUGGAUACUCUUUGCAAGGAGCGGGUAAGUAUGGGUUCUAUGAGUACUUCAAGAAGACGUACGGUGACUUUGUCGGCCCAGAGAACUAUGCCAAAUACAAGACUGGCGUUUUCCUUGCAGCAUCUGCUUCUGCCGAGUUUUUGGCGGACCUUGCCUUGUGUCCUUUAGAGACAAUUAAGGUGAAGACGCAAACGACCAUUCCUCCAUAUGCCAAAUCAGUUGCCGAAGGCUACUCUAAAAUUGUCGCUGCUGAGGGAGUUGCAGGCUUGUACAAGGGAUUGGGUCCCCUUUGGGCACGUCAAAUCCCUUACACAAUGGUGAAGUUUGCCCUGUUCGAGAAAACUGUGGAGCAGAUUUAUAAGUUCUUGGGGAAACCAGCGCUGGCGUAUACUUCAUUGCAACAGACUGGAGUGUCAUUCUUGGGUGGUUACAUUGCAGGUAUUUUCUGUGCCGUAGUUUCACAUCCAGCUGACGUUAUGGUGUCAAAAAUCAACUCUGAUAAGAAAGCAUCGGAGUCCCUUGGCCAAGCAUUAUCACGUAUCUAUGGCCAGAUCGGAUUCAGCGGCAUCUGGAAUGGAUUGCCCGUGCGUAUCGUGAUGAUUGGAACAUUGACGGGUUUCCAAUGGUUGAUCUACGACCUGUUCAAAGUCUACGUGGGAUUACCCACCACGGGCGGCCACUAA
Clavispora lusitaniae ATCC 42720 is the source of this 978-nucleotide messenger RNA. It is a transcript of the gene PIC2, whose product is annotated as Cu/Pi carrier. Gene Ontology annotation, biological process: mitochondrial phosphate ion transmembrane transport. NCBI's taxonomy places the organism in Eukaryota, Fungi, Ascomycota, Pichiomycetes, Serinales, Metschnikowiaceae. The record is from RefSeq and is a predicted model, not a curated record. Gene Ontology annotation, cellular component: mitochondrial inner membrane. Gene Ontology annotation, molecular function: phosphate transmembrane transporter activity.